AUGGCGUCCGCGUUGUCACGGUCCGUCACCUUGGUGAAGUUCAUCUGCAGCUUCUCGCAAGAUUUCGGAGGCUACAAAAAGGUGAUGAAGAACAGUGAUGAGCACUGCGUUUGCCCGUUCCAACGAGGUGAUACUCGAGGAUCGAGCGCAUCACAAGUAUACUGGACAACUGCCGGGCCAUUGGCAAGUUAUUUCGUCAGUCAAAGUUUAUCCAGCGGAGGUUCGGGCACCGGCGCACUGUUCUUGCCGAAGUCCGAGCCAUCAUGGCAGAAAAAGGGCUUCUGGAAGCGUAUCAAGCUCAUUGAACCCCUCCUUGAGCCGAUUGUGGAGACCGUUGCGAUGCUCGAGCUGGCCACAUGCUGCAUAUUGAUGGUCUAUUGGCAGUUCAUCCAACUUCAACGAAGCUCCGUGUGCACAGAGCACAUUUCAGGCAUCCUCAUGGCCGUCCAGGCCAGCAUAUUGGUGUCCCUCCAGGACAAAUGGUUUUUUGUGCACACCGACACGAUCGGCAUCCCGGUCUUCGUCGACAACGAUUUGACGAAGACUGCCAAGUCCAUCAAGAAACUGGCUGAAAGGAUUGGUACCGUGGAGACGGUAGCUGAAAAACAGCAAAUUGCUGCUGAGGUUGACGAGUUAUAUCUGAAGAAAUGCCGCUGGUCCGCCGAGACGAGGAAGGCAGGCGGAGAAGUCUCUCCAAUGACGUGGUGA
Molecule: messenger RNA, 708 nt
Organism: Phytophthora sojae
Lineage: Eukaryota; Oomycota; Peronosporomycetes; Peronosporales; Peronosporaceae
Exons: 2
Coding region: 1-708 (235 amino acids)
Source: RefSeq, a predicted model, not a curated record